Messenger RNA from Engraulis encrasicolus (European anchovy), 3320 nucleotides. RefSeq names its product heme oxygenase 2b (gene hmox2b). Gene Ontology annotation, biological process: heme catabolic process; response to oxidative stress; heme oxidation. The transcript is spliced from 8 exons. Lineage: Eukaryota; Metazoa; Chordata; Actinopteri; Clupeiformes; Engraulidae. Gene Ontology annotation, molecular function: heme oxygenase (decyclizing) activity; heme binding. The record is from RefSeq and is a predicted model, not a curated record. The coding region runs from base 164 to 1090 and encodes 308 amino acids.
GGAAGUCGUAUUGACGCUCGGUUUACCCACUGGCGCACAACUGGCUGUACUGCGGCAAAACGUCAAAAGUACAGUACGUUACGGAAAAGGUCAUAUCCCAAUCUCGGCAGUGAGCAACCUAUCCACUGAGUAGAAGCAAGUUUAGGUUGUCGCUGAGGGAAAGAUGACCUCGGAGAAAGUGGCAAAUGGCUCUGGAGUCGCCUAUGAGGAGGAAGAGGAGAAGCUCAGCCCAGAUGACCUCUCUGAGCUGCUUGCCGCGGGCACCAAGGAUGUCCACGAUAAGGCGGAGAACAACGUGUUCGUAAAAGACUUCCUGCGAGGCAGAAUCCGCAAGGAGCUCUUCAAGCUGGGGCACGUGGCCCUGUACUUCACCUACUCGGCGUUGGAGGAGGAGCUUGAGAACAACAAGGACCACCCCCAGGUGGCGCCCAUCUACUUCCCGUCGGAGCUGCACCGUCGCGAGGCCCUGGCGCGCGACCUGGCCUACUACCACGGCGAGGACUGGGAGACGGCGGUCAGCUGCUCGCCCGCCACGCAGCACUACGUGGACCGCAUCCACGAGGUGGGCCGCACCGACCCCGCCCUGCUGGUGGCACACGCCUACACGCGCUACAUGGGCGACCUGUCGGGCGGACAGGUGCUCAAGAAGGUGGCACAGCGGGCGAUGAAGCUGCCGGCGACGGGCGAGGGCCUGGCGUUCUACCACUUUGAGGGCAUCCACAGCGCCAAGGCCUUCAAACAGCUGUACCGCAGCCGCAUGAACGAGCUGGAGCUCGACGCCACCACCAAGGACAAGAUCAUACAAGAGGCCGUCCACGCCUUCCACUUCAACAUCGAGGUGUUUGAGGAGCUGGAAGAGAUUGGGAAGACAUUGAAGGAUGAAGUGUUGGAUGCUGGUAUGGGAGUUCAUGGAAAUAUGGAUGGGGACAUCAACAAAUGCCCCUACUAUGCUGCUCAAAUGGCGGCCAAAGGUGGAUCAGCAGCCAUGUGUCAGAUGGCCAUGCUGGUCCUCCGGCACCCCACUGGUCAGGUGCUGCUGGCAGCCUGGGUGGCCGCCAUGGCCGGAUUGGCUGCCUGGUACCUCAUGUGAUGCCACGAUGCCCAAUAGCGAUGCUGCAAUGGGAGAGUAAGGAAGUGUUUUUCAAUGAGGAAGGAAAGGAGGGAGGGAGUGUUGGAAGAGAAGGGCCAGGCAGCUCUGCUAAUGUAACUAAACACCUCCCGUAUCUGGACGACGUCCUCAUUCUCCUCCUGUUCCCCUGUAUGUGGACGAUGUCAUCCUCUCUCUUCCACCCCAUGUUGCACCCUCCUCUUCCUCAUAAUCUCCCAUCCCCAACAUGAGCGCCGUCCUGUGAACUCUCUCCACUCGUAUUAACAGACUGUGUUACCGUCCAGUCCGCUGACAUCAUCAAAAAUGGCCAUGCGUUUGAGCCCCCCGUUCUAGCUGCUCCUUCUGACACUAGUCCAGCUGGUCAGGUGUGAAUGGAGGGUUAAAAUGGCUCGCAGGAGAAACAUUAUGCUGAACCCCAUGGAUGGGUUAAAGGGAUACUUGAAUUCCAAAAAAAAAUGCAGGGGUAAAUGGAUUUAGAAUAGGAUGAGGGUAACACUCCGUGAUCUGUGCGUAGCAUGGUAUUUGCAGUGAAGUGAGAUGUAAGAAGUAUGCUGAUGACCACUGGCUGUUGUUGAAGGGAAAGGCCAGGGCAGAAGUUUUUUUUUUUUCCCCUCAGAAAUCUUGUUAACGUGUACUCGUGUAAAAAUACAACUGAUCACAUCUUUGAAAUGAAAGAUGAAAUAUUUAAAUCCACCCCCUCUCUGGGUUUCCUGGAUUGGUGUUCUCCGUUCCCUGACCAGAAAGUCUAUUUGGGUUAAAGUGUAGUGGUGGCCAUUUAUAACAAAAGUAUUUUUUAGAAUAACUGAGGCAAUAGUAGUGUUCCUUAAGUUAAAUAACUUGUUUAGUUUUUUUAACCAUUGGUCUAAUGAUGAUGCUUCAUACAAGGGUAAUACAACAAAUUCUGCAUUGCUUGCCAUUUUAAGCACUUCAAAAUAGAGAUGUCUCAUUGUAUGACUUCAAGUGGUGCAUAUGCAACCAGAAGCCUACCAUGCAGCCAGUCAUGAUGGGUAGAGGAACCUGCCUUUGCAGUAUUAGACAAUGAAUUCUCUCCACUACACACCACAACAUUAUCAACAAUACAUCUGUCAGAAACGAUUCUGCCUCCCUUUUCUGCAGUUAUUUUGAUGCAUAAUGCUGGAAGCUGCCCAGUGUAGAUUGGAGCCUACUGCGUUUUUUCUGUUGUGCACAGUCACAGACUUUAAUGUACUUAAACCGUUCAUCUCAACCACAUGGAGUGGUUUCAUUAUCAGGUUUUUAUUACGUUACUGUUGUUCCAGGUUUCUUUUUUCUCCCCUUCAAUCCAGAUUAGCCAUUUGUGUUGUGAUUUGUUAAGUCUGCAACUCCGGCCAAAGAUUAUGAAUGAAGAUGUUUUCUGUGGUACAGCGGUGGUGCGCACCACAGACAGAGACAGCUAGUGUAUGUCUUUAUUCUGCACCGAUGUGUAUGACAUGCACCUAGGAGUAUUACCCAGGGGUGUCUGGGUAUUUCCCAUAGGCCUCAUAACACCAAUUGGUAUUUAGUGUGUGGGGCUUCGGCCUAUGCAAUAGCUCUGGUGAAAUGAAUACAAUGGGUUUUCAAAAGUGCUUUAAAUGUUGUAUUUGUAAUAAUUGGUAUCUGUAUAUUUGGCUUUGGAUACCAUUUGGAUUUGGAUACCAUUCUUGUUUCUAAAGACUAGCACAAGUGGAAGAGUGAGCCACAUCAAGGCAUUCGUCAUCAUUGGUUCACCGCUUUUUUAAUAUUUACUUAGUUUUGUGUUUUGCUUAUUUGAAUGCAGUUAAAAGAACUUGACACCAGGAGCAGCAGAUGGGAGUAAGGGAGAAAGCAACCAAUCUAAAAAACAUUACAGUUUAUCAUGACUUAGAUGAAUGUUUGUAUUACAAGAACCAUGAUAGCCACAGCUUCUGAGAUGUCCUUCAUCCCCAAACGGUUACCAAUUACCACAUUCAGUCACAUUCCCCCCGUGGCUUUUAGUAUAUAAUUUUGUUUUUGUCAUAGAAUUACAUGUCAGAUUGCAGCAAAAUAUAUCCGACUGUAAUUUGUGCCUGCUUAAGGAGAAGUUGAAGCUACAGUAUAACAGUUAAGAAUCUCCUGGUCCAUUCAAGUUGCACCGGCGUCAGCCCAAUAUUUCACGCGAGAGCCUAACUCUUAUAUGCCAGUUUUAAUGGUUGCUAACAGAUAACUCCUUGUGAAAUAAACUGUUGCGUGUUGAGUA